AGGAAGAUAUCACUCUCAUCACAAGUGCAGUCACUAGUCAUCAUCUCAAUUUUGGUGCUGUGUGCAUGUGAAUGUGAAUCAGAAAAAAAGCAUUGAAGUGAAUACUACUUGAUCGGAAAUACAUGGCUGGAGGAGGCUUCACCAGCGGCAGUGACGGAGGCAGAGAUUUUGAGGCCAAGAUAACGCCUAUAAUCAUCAUUUCAUGCAUCAUGGCUGCCACCGGAGGUCUCAUGUUUGGAUAUGAUGUUGGUGUUUCAGGCGGUGUGACAUCCAUGCCACACUUCUUGAAGAAGUUCUUUCCGGAGGUAUUCAGAAAGACAAAGGAAGAGGAAGAAUUUAACAGCAACUACUGCAAAUACGAUAAUCAAAUGCUGCAAUUGUUCACAUCAUCUCUGUAUCUAGCUGGUUUAACAGUCACAUUCUUUGCUUCCUACACCACCCGGAGGCUGGGCAGAAGGCUCACCAUGUUGGUAUCGGGCUUCUUCUUCAUCGGUGGAGUUGCUUUUAAUGUUGCUGCUCAAAACCUUGCCAUGCUCUACAUUGGUAGAAUCUUACUUGGUUGUGGAGUUGGUUUUGCUAACCAGGCUGUGCCAGUGUUCCUUUCAGAGAUCGCACCUCCAAGAAUACGUGGAGCACUGAAUAUAUUAUUCCAGCUGGAUGUCACUCUAGGCAUUUUCUUUGCUAACCUUGUCAACUAUGCCACCAACAAAAUCACGGGUGGAUGGGGUUGGAGGCUAUCUCUGGGUUUGGGUGGCAUCCCAGCUCUGCUCCUCACCUUGGGAGCAUUCUUGGUGGUGGACACCCCAAACAGCCUCGUCGAACGCGGUCGCAUCGAAGAAGGAAGAGCCGUGCUGAGGAAGAUUCGUGGCACCGAUAACAUUGAGCUUGAAUUCUCGGACCUUGUUGAGGCUACUCGGGUGGCUAAGCAAGUGAAACACCCCUUCAGGAACAUCCUCAAACGCAAGAACAGGCCCCAACUUGUCAUUGCCAUUGCCCUCCAGAUUUUUCAGCAAUUCACUGGCAUCAAUGCCAUUAUGUUUUAUGCUCCAGUUCUUUUCAACACAUUUGGAUUCAAGAAUGAUGCUGCUCUCUACUCUGCUGUGAUUGUUGGUGCUGUUAAUUGUGUCUCCACUAUUGUCUCAAUCUAUUCAGUGGACAGGCUUGGACGUAGAAUGCUCUUACUAGAAGCUGGUUUUCAGAUGCUAUUGUCUCUAAUGGUGAUAGCAGUUGUGCUAGGAAUCAAGGUGAAGGACCAUUCUGAAGACCUCUCAAAAGGUUUUGCAGUGCUGGUGGUUGUGAUGGUGUGCAUUUUCGUGUCUGCGUUUGCGUGGUCAUGGGGUCCUCUUGGAUGGUUGAUCCCGAGCGAGAUAUUCCCGUUGGAGACUCGCUCAGCCGGGCAGAGUCUUACCGUCUGUGUCAAUUUGGCCUUCACCUUUCUCAUUGCACAGGCCUUCCUCUCAAUGAUGUGCUCCUUAAAGUUUGGUAUCUUCAUUUUCUUCUCCGGGUGGGCCUUGAUCAUGUCAGUGUUUGUGUUUUUCCUUCUCCCUGAGACAAAGAAUGUUCCCAUUGAAGAGAUGGUUGAGAGGGUGUGGAAGCAGCAUUGGUUGUGGAAGAGGUUUGUUGAAAAUGAUUAUGUUGAAGAUGAUCAGAAAGUAGCUGAUGGAAAAGGUCCAACCAGAAAUGAAAAUGUCUAAGGAUUUGUUCUGGCUUAUAGUUUGUUUGUUUUGUCAAAUAAAUAUUGUGGUUGGCUUUGGUUAUCACAGCUAACCAAGUUAUCAUUUCUCACUAUGUUAGAUGGCCUACGCUUAUAAUAUUGUAAUGCCACGCCAAGUACCUUGUAACAUUAUAAUAUGGCUGUAAUAUGUACUAGGUUCUUAACUUUUU
This is a messenger RNA of Lotus japonicus, 1884 nucleotides long. RefSeq names its product sugar transport protein MST4-like. Gene Ontology annotation, cellular component: membrane. Bases 123 to 1694 code for a protein of 523 amino acids. The record is from RefSeq and is a predicted model, not a curated record. Gene Ontology annotation, molecular function: monosaccharide transmembrane transporter activity. Lineage: Eukaryota; Viridiplantae; Streptophyta; Magnoliopsida; Fabales; Fabaceae. Gene Ontology annotation, biological process: monosaccharide transmembrane transport. The transcript has 5 exons.